Cladocopium goreaui is the source of this 1902-nucleotide messenger RNA. The record is from the annotation of a GenBank genome assembly. Lineage: Eukaryota; Dinophyceae; Suessiales; Symbiodiniaceae.
CGCUCUAACCGCUAACCGAAGUUUGGGUUCAAGUUGGGAGGGAAUCACUCCGUAGAAGUUGAUUUGGAAUAGUUUUAGAGUCUGAUUGCUGAUUGUUCACUGCCAUGGAAAUGUACGAAGAGCGGCCGCCGGAGAUCUUCACAGGGGGAUACUUUGACCAGGCGAACAUCGUGAACCAAACCGAGGGCCUUCAAGACUUCAGGAGAAGACAAGAAGGUCAUCUGAUCAUCGCAGAUGACAGGCCCUUGCUGGUGAUGUCCUUCGGGCUGAAGUAUCAGGGCCCCAAUCCUUCAAAGUACAAAAUUGAAGGCAAGUACGACAUUCCCGUAGGAUUCAAGGUAAUCAUCAAGUGGGAGGACGACGAGAUAGUUUUCAUGACGAGACAGGCGACAUUUGGUCCAGAGUUUCAGAUUGUAUACCUUCCACAGAGUCCCACCCCGGAAGAUUUCACGGUGUUUGAAUGGAACGCCAACAUUGCGGAGAUUUGGGAUCAGUUCUUGACGGUCAUCGAGGGCAAGGAGGACAGAGACAUGCGCCUCUUCAAUCAAGGACCAUGGCGGACCUUUGGCGUCACCCGAGAUGAGGUCCAGAUGGCACUGAAGCAAGGAACAGACCAGAAGACCAUUGUGGAUGGAAUCCUGUAUUGUGCGGAUGGAAUAGAACCAGACUUGCAGGAGCACAUGCGCUAUUUGGGCGUGGAUCCAGCCACGGAUGAAAACAUCCUAUGGAUCUUCACAGCCUUCAAGGAAGAGCCUUUGCCUCCAUGGUUCUCCCAGUACGUCAAGGAUGGUAUGGUGUACUGGGUAGAUGAGCGAACCACCGAAGCCACAUGGAAGCACCCGCACUACGACAAGUUCCGGAAAAUGCUUCAGGUGGCCAGAAAUCAAAAGCCUGUGCCCCAUUGGAAGUCCAUUAUGGAGUUCAGGAUAGAAUUUCUCCUAUCAAACAUCUUUACCUGGGAAGCAGAGGCAUCAGGCGAGUUUCCUCUGGUGGAAACGGUGGACAAUGUCAUAGAAAUGGCCCGGAUUUUUGGCGUGGACAUCAAGAAUGAGCCCUACCUCGUUCAUGUCCUGAAGCGUGCGCUGAGACAUUAUGGAAACUGCGUCAAAGAGAAGAGAAAAGUGAAGGAUGUUGAAGACUUCCGGAAUUUGAUGCACAGAUACCGAGACCUCGUCAGUCAGUAUGAGCAAGCCAUGAGCAUAGAAGAGAAGCGAGUCGCAAAGAUGAAGAUUUGCGUCCAAUGUGAUGAGAGGGACGCAGUUCUCUUUUGCGAUCAGUGCAAGGACUUCUUUUGCCAAGGCUGUUUCGACAGGUUGCACAGCAGAGGGCGGCGACAAAACCACCGACGGACAUGGGUCGAGAUGGGAAUGUGUGCUGAAUGUGUGGAGAGCAUUGCGCUUUUCCAUUGCGUCCAAUGUGCCGACCUGUACUGCAGGGAUUGCUUCCAGGAGUGGCACGUGCGAGGAGGUCGAAGAAACCACAUCCCCAUCAUUCUGCGAUCCUUCAACUCACAGACGCAUCAGCUUCCAGAAGCAACUCCGGCCAUGGGAACCGGAGCCGCCCAAAUCUUGGCCAAGGCUCGAAGUCCAUGGGUGGAAUUCAUAGAUGAGAACAAUGUCAAGUUGUAUUACAACAUCCUCACCACGGAAUCCAGGAGAGACAAGCCUUUGGCUGUGAUGAAUGAACCCAUUGAGGACAACAAAGGCGGAGGGAUGAGUGCUGGCUGGUCCGGAACGUGGGGUGCCAACAUGUUUCCAGAUCCACUUGACAGCCGAACUCAGCCCACGGCCCCGCAGAUGGAGACGGCUUUCUAAAGGGACAGGGGACAUAAUGGAGAGGAAAAACGACCACAAAAACAGCUGUUUCUGCUUGAAUGGGUCAUAUUUUAUCACCAUGGAUGGG